CGUGAAAGUUCGAGGGAAGGCGCAACGCAACGAUGUCAAAGAAAUAUUCGGUUGCCCUGCGGCCUUUUUCGAGACAGCCACAUCUCUUCUUGCUGCUACUAUUCUCAUCUGGUCUUAAGCUGCACCCGCCGGCCAACCCGGUCCUAAUACGGAAACGAAGCGACCCAGACAAUCGUGGCCUUCUCUUAUUACACCGCCCGAGGGCUCCAUUUUCGGAGCCGCGCCUCCCGCAGAAGAGAGACAAUAAAGACCACCAGACCAGACCGAACCAACUGAUCGUUUGA
Molecule: messenger RNA, 284 nt
Organism: Podospora pseudocomata
Lineage: Eukaryota; Fungi; Ascomycota; Sordariomycetes; Sordariales; Podosporaceae
Exons: 2
Coding region: 33-284 (83 amino acids)
Source: RefSeq, a predicted model, not a curated record